AUGGCGGCGGCGGCGGCGGGCCUCCCAGCUGGGAAGGGGCGCGACAUUAGCCUGGCGGCCUUGCGGCGCCACGACCCCUACAUCAGCCGCAUCGUGGACGUGGCCAGCCAGGUGGCCCUGGACACCUUCGGCCACCGGGCCAACGAGUGGGAAAAGACUGAUGUGGAAGGGACCUUAUUUGUUUACACAAGGUCUGCUUCUCCGAAACACGGCUUCACCAUCAUGAACAGGCUGAGCAUGGAGAAUAGGACAGAGCCCAUCACGAAAGACCUGGAUUUCCAGCUCCAGGACCCCUUCCUUCUCUACAGAAAUGCCAGAUUGUCCAUUUAUGGAAUUUGGUUUUACGACAAGGAAGAAUGCCAAAGAAUUGCAGAGCUUAUGAAAAACCUCACUCAGUACGAACAGUUGAAAGCGCACCAUGGAGCGGGGGCGGCAGUGGGAGCGUUCCCCGUGGGCCUCGGCUCGGGAGAGCGCAAGGAGGUGGACAUCUUACGGAUGCUCACCAAGGCCAGAGACGAAUACACAAAGUGUAAAGCCUGUCCUGAGCCCAAACAGAUCAGCAGCUCGUCCGCCAUCUACGACAACCCCAAUCUCAUCAAGCCGAUUCCAGUGAAGCCCAGUGGGAGCCGGCAGCAGCGCGGCCCUCGGCCCGGCCAGACCUUAGACCCUGAACCCCAACACCUGUCCUUGACGGCUCUCUUCGGGAAGCUGGAGAAAGCUACGUGUCACGAGGCCGCGGGGCCUCCAAAGACCCUCCAGCAGCAGCAGCAAGAGAAGCUUCCGAUUCGGCAGAGGGUCGUCCGCUCCCUGUCCUACGAGGAGCCCCGGAGAUGCUCGCCCCCUGUCGAAAAGCAGCUCUGCCCCGCCAUUCAGAAGCUCCUGGUCGGGAGCGCGGACCUGCAGCCGCUGGCAGAGCUGCCCGAGAGCCGGCCUCGUAGAGACGCCGCCCAGCCAGGGUCUCCCCGCGGCUCCGAGGUCUCCCGCCGCGCGCACGGUGCCCCCAGGACUCAGAACCUGCCGGACCAGCUCCAGAGCAUCCCUGGGGCGCCGGCACCAGACGCCUCGGCCGAGACGCCGGGGCCCCAGGCACUCCCGAGGCCAGCGCCCCCCGGCCCUGGGCCCGGCUGUCAGCCCCUGGGGCCCAGCGAGGUCUCCCCGCGGGAGCUGCUGUGGAAGCUCCAGGCGGUGCAACAGGAGCGGCAGUUGCCGGCGCCCGGCCGCCCAGCCCUGGCGGCCAAGUUCCCCGUGGCCACCCCGAGCGCCGGAGCACGGAACCCCCUGGAGUCCUGGAGGGACCAGAUCCCCAGCGCGGAGCAGCAGGCUCCCCGCCUUCAGGUCCUCUCGUCCCGGCGCGCCCCGCCCGCCGCGGGCCCAUCUCCGCUCAUGUCGCCACUGGCGUUCGCGCAGCCCCCCUGGGCCCCACCGCCAGAGAGGGGCAGCGGGCUCUUGCCCCCGGGAAGCCAGGACCCAGCGGCCACCCCCAGCGGCCCCCUCCUACCCCUGCGGACGCCGGAGCCCCCCAGGACGCCGGGCAGUGCCCUGACGAAGCCGCAGCUCCAGGAGGCCCUGCUGCACCUCAUCCAGAAUGACGACAACUUCUUAAACAUAAUCUACGAAGCUUAUCUCUUCAGCAUGACACAAGCGGCCAUGAAAAAGACUCUGUGA
This is a messenger RNA of Lipotes vexillifer (Yangtze River dolphin), 1665 nucleotides long. RefSeq names its product decapping mRNA 1B (gene DCP1B). Gene Ontology annotation, biological process: positive regulation of catalytic activity; deadenylation-independent decapping of nuclear-transcribed mRNA; deadenylation-dependent decapping of nuclear-transcribed mRNA. The record is from RefSeq and is a predicted model, not a curated record. Lineage: Eukaryota; Metazoa; Chordata; Mammalia; Artiodactyla; Lipotidae. Bases 1 to 1665 code for a protein of 554 amino acids. Gene Ontology annotation, molecular function: enzyme activator activity; mRNA binding. The transcript has 9 exons. Gene Ontology annotation, cellular component: P-body.